AUGCGCAGUGGCUCUUCUGUGCGCUCUACUGUUUGCAUUGUGUCUGAGCUGCCGGUGAGCUUUAAAAAUAUUAUAACCACCGCGGCAAUGUCGGGCAGGUCGGUCCGAGCUGAGACCCGGAGCAGGGCGAAAGAUGACAUCAAGCGGGUCAUGGCCGCCAUUGAGAAAGUACGAAAAUGGGAGAAGAAAUGGGUGACCGUUGGAGACACGUCCCUUCGUAUCUACAAGUGGGUUCCAGUGACGGAGCCCAAAUCAGACGAUAAAAACAAGAAUAAAAAGAAGGGCAAAGAUGAGAAAUAUGGCUCAGAGUUGACAACUCCAGAGAACAGCUCCUCUCCAGGCAUGAUGGACAUGCAUGACGACAACAGCAACCAGAGCUCCAUCGCCGACUCGUCCCCAGUGAAACAGGAAAACAGUUGUAGCACCAGCCCUGCCCCAGAACCCGCCGUACUGUCCCACCGUGAGACCAGCGAGGCCAAGACGACAGACCAGAGCCCAGACAGCAAGAGGGGUAAGAGCAUCCCUUCAUCAGAGACCUCAGAGAGAGCACAAAGUGCCAAGAGAGACAGUUCAUCCUCAGGGGAGAAGGACUCUUCAGACAGCAAAGCCACUCAGGACCUAGAGGGGGAGGCUCCGCCCACCAAGAAGAGCAAACAGGAGUCCUCAUCUCAGGACUUUGAGGAGAGUUAAACGUGUGUGGCUGAGUCAUUUUCUCUCCUUCACCCUCCUCCUUACUUCCUUCCCUCCCUCCUUCUGUAUCUCCUCCCUCCAUUAAGUCUAGAUAAUUUAGGGCUAAUGGACACACACUGGCUCUCCCCCCCCACUCCUCUUCCUCUCCCCACCUUCAACACCACAGGGAGAAUGGACGUCUCUCUUCCUCCCUCUCUCCCCUCCACCUUGACUCCGCCUCCUCCUCCUCCUCCUCCUUUUGCAAUUUGCCACCUUUGCCGUAACACUCCUCUGCCACAGAGGGAGAACGGAUAUUACCUCUCUUCACUGGUCCCUCCGUGCUUCCUUCCACUUCUCCACACUUUUUCACUAAUGCCAAGAGAAGCUCUGAACCCAGGCCACAAUCCCCUCUGUGACCAGAGGCAGCGCUGUUGGCCCAGUCCAGCCACCGCCAGGCCAGACCACAAACCCUGACCUGCAUCUGUGACUAGAAGAGUUUAUAACCAUGGGGAUCUGAGGUCAGGAUGAGGUUGAUCCCAGACGCUGCUGCUCUGAGACCGUUUUGUUUUCACUGCUAACGGUUUAGCUCAGGUUAAAGGCUAACCAGGUCUCAGAUCAGCAGCCAGAGAGGAGACCACAUGGCCUCAGUCCUCCUGAUUCGCCUCCUGUUAGACUAAUGUUCUAUAUUUGUUUAGGAUAUGUUUAGGGUUUUUGUUCUCAGGAGGGUCAAUGCACUGUUAUGGUAUGUCACAAUCGAUCACAGAUAGAUUUGCUGCUGUAGUGGACGUCUUUUUUCUCUAUCCAUGAAAACUCCUCCAUUCACGUUUUGGUUUUUUGUUUUUUGUUUUUUUACAAAAAAGAGGUUAGUUUGGUUUGUAGCGGAGAAAGAUGAUGGUAGUGGUCACAAUACGGACUCUUGGAUAAGAAGCGUAGACAGGCAUAGCAUUAGCGUCGCUCCUGAAGUUGUGCCUUGAGUUGCUGCGUUUGAAUAUGAUUUAGGUCAAACUGGUUUUGAAUUUACAAUCUUAGUGCCAUAUUUGUUCUUUUUUUUUUUUUUGCCUUAAGAUCGUCACUGUUUUGUCCGAUAUUUACAUUCACCUGCAACUGUUUUGAUUUAAGUUAAAAGAAUAGUUGAGUAUUUUGUUUUCUCACAGAGCUUGAAAAUGACACUGAUGUGACGACUGCCUGUGUCUGUUUGCUAAAGCUACCGUUAGCAUCAACUGCACUGGAAUCAAGGGCAAACGACAAGCUUGACUCCAACAGACUAAAAGUGGUCAAUACACAACAUUACAUAAAUACAUGAAAUGACUUUUCUUCCUGAAGAAAACGCGUCAAUCUUUUUAACGGAAAGAUUUUAAUGAGCUUCUGAAGUGUUGCUAUCUGUUCUCGUGUUCAGUCUUGAUGCUAAGCUAACAGCCUUAUCUCACAGACACAGAAUGCUAUCCGGCUUAUUUCAAUCACGUUUGUUUCCAACCGUUUGAGACUGGAACUUGAACACUACUCACAGAUUGAUGUCGUUUUGUCUUCUGAACAUCUUGUAGAACCUGAUAUGUCAGAAUUCCCUGGUCACUGGUCUGUGUUUAACUUCAGGUGGCAUAUUUUGUUGUUAUUGUUUUUUUCCCGCUUUCAAGUAGAAAAAAAGACAGUUGCUGAUACGUGUGGUGCCUUCAAAUGGGAAUAAGGGAGUUGUUAAAGGAAUACUUCACCGAUUUGCAUUUAGCUUUGUAUUACUAGAAUAGGGGUAAUAUUUUUGAAAAUGGUGCUUUCCAACCUCAGUUUCCCCUGAGUUGAGAAAUAUCUUCAUUCUUUUCUUUGUUACGCGCUCACCAGUGACACUUGGUCCUGUUAGCAUAACUGUUAGCAAAGAUGGCGGACACUGUUUACAUUCUGGGAAUGAGGUCCUGUCCCCUUACGAGUGGGUCUAAAAAUUGCGGAAUUAGCGUUGCAGUUUCAAGCCUCAGACCAAGUGUCACUGGUGGACACGUAACAAAAAAAGAAUGAAGAUUCGACUCGGGGGAAACUGAGGUUGUGAAGCACACAUUUUCAAAAAUACUACCCCUAUUCUAGUCAUACAAAGCUAAAUGCAAUGCCAUUUACAGCAUGGGAAGUUUCAAACACAAUGUUCAACUGGUAAAGUUGUUUCAAAAAAAGCCGUUUUCAAACAAUGGCAACACCCUAAAAACGUAAAAACUCACUUAAACCAUCGUGAAGUUAGGUCUUAUAGUGCUGAUGAAGCCUGUCCGCUCCACACAGGAAGUGUUCUCUUUUUCUGUAAGGACAAAGGCGACGUUAUGCUAGAAGAUUCCAUGAAAAAUCCUAGUAGUUCUGGAGUUUGAUGGGCUAAAUGCUUCUUGUUUCCACCUGCCCCUGCGCUGCCACUGUAUACACACAAAUGCCCUCCCUCUUUCAGGUGUGAUAGUUUUGCUUGACGGAGCCAGUUUUCAGAUGAAGGAUGUAGCAUCACAGAUAAUGUAACAAACUGUCUGCUCAAAGACGAACCAGAGGCCGAAUAAUAACAAAAUCACCCCCUCAAAAAAAGUUACACACUGCAGCUUUAACUGAAAAAGUGAAUGCGACGCGACAUUUGAAGGCACCAUGACUUCAGCGCCACCACUUUGUGUGUCUCGGCCUCUCAUCUCUGUACAUGUCCGGUGUGUCGCGACUCUCUGACCCUCGGACGUCUCGUCUCGGCGUUUUAGCUCAAACGUAAGCUCCUGUCCUCCUCCAAGGUGCUGUCUGUGGGCUGAAUCCAAAACACGUGUGGCGUCAAGCUCUUAGUUUUGUGCAGACUCGAUCUGAAAAACCGUAAGGAUUCAGACCCGCGACCUCUUAAUGUUCGACCUCACCCGAAUUCAUCUUUUGGUUUUGUUUUUCCUCAAAAUCAAUUGAGCAGCCACUGGCUGAUGAUGUCACGACAGGGGGCUACAGGAGAAGGUCAUGACAACACCAGAGUUACUUGAUCUGAUUUCAGCAAAUCAACAUUCACAUGGAUGGAGAGAAUUUUUUUUUUUUUUUUUUUUUUUU
Messenger RNA from Solea solea (common sole), 3693 nucleotides. RefSeq names its product BAF chromatin remodeling complex subunit BCL7A (gene bcl7a). Lineage: Eukaryota; Metazoa; Chordata; Actinopteri; Pleuronectiformes; Soleidae. The transcript is spliced from 6 exons. The record is from RefSeq and is a predicted model, not a curated record. The coding region runs from base 1 to 690 and encodes 229 amino acids.